AUGAUAAGUGCAGCGGGUGGUGUUGAAGGCUUCAUAGCGUCUAUUGUGUUUGAGAAGGGCAUUAAUGUUACGAUGUGGUCAAUCCAUUGGGAUAUUAAACUAUUAGCUUAUGUCUACGGAGGAAUCAUGUGUUCAGGACUUGCUAAUUAUAUUUCAGGAUAUAUAUUACAAGAAAAAGGACCAGUGUUUUUAACAUCAUUUAAUCCUCUAACCAUGUUGAUUGUUGCUGUUAUGAGCAGUUUCAUUUUAUCAGAGCAACUGGAAUUGGGAAAGGUUGUAGGAGGGAUUGUUAUAGUGGUUGGUGUGUACCUGGUGCUAUGGGCAGAAAUGGUAAGAAACUGUUUUCCGCUCUGGAGAAGAAAACUUAGUUCACGCGAGAACUUCACUUCACUUGGGUUUUGGUUAUGGAGGGAAAAAACAUUGGAGUCAUACAAAGCUCUACUCUUCCUCACGGCUAUGAUAAGUGCAGCGGGUGGUGUUGAAGGCUUCAUAGCAUCUAUUGUGUUUGAGAAGGGCAUUAAUGUUACGAUGUGGUCGAUCCAUUGGGAUAUUAAACUAUUAGCUUAUGUCUACGGAGGAAUUUUCUGUUCAGGACUUGUUACUUAUAUUUCAGGAUAUGUAUUAAAAGAAAAAGGAACAGUGUUUUUAACAUCAUUUAAUCCUCUAACCAUGUUGAUUGUUGCUGUCAUGAGCAGUUUCAUUUUAUCAGAGCAAUUGGAAUUGGGAAAGGUUGUAGGAGGGAUUGUUAUAGUGGUUGGGGUGUACCUGGUGCUAUGGGGUAAGACCAAGGAUGACCAUAAUAGCUCAUCUAUGAAGGCCUUACCAUCGAGUCAUCAAAUUCUGCACUAA
Molecule: messenger RNA, 849 nt
Organism: Fraxinus pennsylvanica
Lineage: Eukaryota; Viridiplantae; Streptophyta; Magnoliopsida; Lamiales; Oleaceae
Source: the annotation of a GenBank genome assembly